CCGGCGGGAGUUUACACGUUGGCUGGCUGGUGGGAUGGCAGAUGAGGAAGAAGACCCCACAUUUGAGGAAGAAAAUGAAGAAAUUGGAGGAGGUGCAGAAGGUGGGCAGGGUAAAAGAAAGAGACUUUUUUCUAAAGAAUUACGGUGUAUGAUGUAUGGAUUUGGAGAUGACCAGAAUCCUUAUACAGAGUCAGUGGAUAUUCUUGAAGACCUUGUCAUAGAGUUCAUCACUGAAAUGACUCACAAAGCAAUGUCAAUUGGAAGACAAGGUCGAGUACAAGUUGAAGAUAUCGUCUUCUUGAUUCGAAAGGACCCAAGGAAGUUUGCUAGGGUUAAAGACUUACUUACUAUGAAUGAAGAAUUGAAACGAGCUAGAAAAGCAUUUGAUGAAGCAAACUACGGAUCUUGAUACUUUCUGUACUUUCUGAAGCUUCCUUAUCUUCUGGGGCAACUAUGUAUAAUAACUGCAUUUUUCCUAUAGUGGGGUACUGAUAUCUAAUCAUGAAAAUGAAAGUUGGAGAAACACAGUUUUCAGCCUUACUUUUCAUAUCUUCGAUUUUAGAGUA
Molecule: messenger RNA, 566 nt
Organism: Choloepus didactylus (southern two-toed sloth)
Lineage: Eukaryota; Metazoa; Chordata; Mammalia; Pilosa; Megalonychidae
Product: transcription initiation factor TFIID subunit 13
Exons: 2
Coding region: 35-409 (124 amino acids)
Biological process (GO): transcription by RNA polymerase II
Cellular component (GO): transcription factor TFIID complex
Molecular function (GO): protein heterodimerization activity
Source: RefSeq, a predicted model, not a curated record